Molecule: messenger RNA, 3182 nt
Organism: Jaculus jaculus (lesser Egyptian jerboa)
Lineage: Eukaryota; Metazoa; Chordata; Mammalia; Rodentia; Dipodidae
Gene: Colgalt1
Product: collagen beta(1-O)galactosyltransferase 1
Exons: 12
Coding region: 16-1953 (645 amino acids)
Molecular function (GO): procollagen galactosyltransferase activity
Source: RefSeq, a predicted model, not a curated record
AGGGGCGGAACCCGGAUGACCGAUGACCCCCUUUUAGGCGCGGCCCGCGUCUGCCGGCGGAAAAGCGGCUUAAAGGCGACGCGUGGCGCGAUGGCGGCGCCCCCGCGCGUGUGUGGACUGCCGGGCCCCGCGCUGCAGCUGCUGCUGCUGCUGCUGCUCCUGCCGCUGGGCGGCCCGCGGGGCGCCGCCGCCUACUUCCCCGAGGAGCGCUGGAACCCCGAGUCGCCUCUGCAGGCGCCGCGCGUGCUCAUCGCGCUCGUAGCGCGAAACGCGGCCCACGCGCUGCCGGCCACGCUAGGCGCCUUGGAGCGGCUUCGUCACCCGCGGGAGCGCACGGCGCUGUGGGUGGCAACAGACCACAAUGCGGACAAUACCUCUGCCGUGCUGCGGGAGUGGCUGGUGGCUGUGAAGGGCUUAUACCAUUCUGUGGAGUGGAGGCCGGCAGAGGAACCCAGCUCCUAUCCGGAUGAGGAGGGUCCCAAACACUGGUCUGAUUCCCGCUAUGAGCACAUCAUGAAGUUACGUCAGGCAGCCCUGAAGUCAGCUCGGGACAUGUGGGCCGAUUACAUCCUGUUUGUGGAUGCUGACAAUCUGAUCGUUAACCCUGACACGCUGAGCCUGCUCAUUGCAGAGAACAAGACAGUGGUGGCACCGAUGCUGGACUCCCGCGCCGCCUACUCCAACUUCUGGUGUGGAAUGACGUCCCAGGGCUACUACAAGCGCACACCUGCCUACAUCCCCAUCCGCAAGCGGGACCGCAAGGGCUGCUUUGCUGUGCCCAUGGUGCACUCCACCUUCCUGAUAGACCUGCGCAAGGCAGCAUCCAGGAACCUGGCCUUCUACCCACCCCACCCCGACUACACCUGGUCCUUUGAUGACAUCAUUGUCUUCGCCUUCUCCUGCAAGCAGGCAGAGGUGCAGAUGUACGUGUGCAACAAGGAGGUGUACGGCUUCCUGCCCGUGCCACUGCGCGCCCACAGCACCCUGCAAGACGAGGCUGAGAGCUUCAUGCAUGUGCAGUUGGAGGUCAUGGUGAAGCAUCCCCCCGUGGAGCUCUCCCGCUUUGUCUCGGCACCCACCAAGACCUCGGACAAGAUGGGUUUUGACGAGGUCUUUAUGAUCAACCUGAGGCGGCGGCAGGACCGGCGGGAGCGCAUGCUGCGGGCCCUGCAGGAGCAAGAGAUCGCCUGCCACCUGGUGGACGCCGUGGAUGGCAAAGCCAUGAACACCAGCCAGGUGGAAGCUUUGGGCAUACAGAUGCUGCCUGGCUACCGAGACCCUUACCAUGGGCGGCCCCUCACCAAGGGCGAGCUGGGCUGCUUCCUCAGCCACUACAACGUCUGGAAGGAGGUAGUAGACCGCGGGCUGCAGAAGUCACUGGUGUUCGAGGAUGACCUGCGUUUUGAGAUCUUCUUCAAGAGACGUCUGAUGAACCUCAUGCGGGAUGUGGAGCAGGAAGGCCUGGGCUGGGACCUCAUCUAUGUGGGCCGGAAGCGCAUGCAGGUGGAGCAUCCUGAGAAAGCUGUGCCCCGCGUGAGGAACCUGGUGGAGGCUGAUUACUCUUACUGGACACUAGCCUACGUGAUCUCCCUGCAAGGUGCUCGCAAGCUGCUGGAUGCUAGGCCACUGACCAAAAUGCUGCCCGUUGAUGAGUUCCUGCCUAUCAUGUUCGACAAGCACCCAGUGUCAGAGUACAAGGCCCACUUCUCCCCCCGCAACUUGCGUGCCUUCUCUGUGGAGCCCCUGCUUAUCUACCCCACACACUACACAGGAGACGAUGGCUAUGUGAGUGACACAGAGACCUCAGUUGUGUGGAAUAAUGAUAAAGUCAAGACUGAUUGGGAUCGUGCCAAGUCUCAGAAGAUGCGAGAGCAGCAAGCUCUGAGCCGGGAGGCUAAAAACUCAGAUGUGCUCCAGUCCCCGCUGGACAGUGCUGCCCGUGAUGAACUCUGAUGGGAGAGAUGGCAAAAAGCCAAAACACGCAUUGCAGGCCCAGCCUUCACACGCUGGCUGGGACAGCAGACACCUGGGGUGACCGCAGAGUGCUUUGCAUGCAGGGUGGUGUCUAUCCAGCUCUUCUUGCUUAGCAUCCACUCACAUUGCAGGCAGCAUUAAUGGUGUGCCAGGAAUAGGGUGUGGCACUGGGGGAUUGGGCAGAAAGAAGUCUUUAUCUGUUCAUAUGUCCACAUGUACUGAGGACCUGCAGUAUGCAAGAUUCUGUCUUUCAGCAGUGAAAGGCACUGAUUCCCUAUAUCAGUGAUUGAUUUGAUCAUCAUUUAUUGAUCAAACUAAGUAGCAGGUAUUAGGGAAAUACUCAUUUUUAAGGCCAUUUAAGUAUUUAUUGAGUGUCUAAUGUGUGGUGGGCACUAUUCAAGGGAGUACCAAGAUAAGACAUUUAGAUUCAUUCAAACAUAGCAAGCACCUACUGUGUGCCAGGUACUUGUGGCACACUGAUGAGUGCCUACUGUGUCAGGAGCUGAGCUAAGUGCUUGGGGAAAAGUAACAUGGUGCUUCUCUAAUGGGUUUCUUGCAUUGCACACCUCCUAUGCUCAAAGCACUGGGUACAAACAAUAUGACAGUUCAGUCAGUAUUAUAAUUUACAUCUGUGUUCGGUUGAAAUGAACUUCAUAGAACAAGCAUUCAUUGAGCACAGUCUGUGUGCCAGGCCUCAUGGGUUCCCAUGUUGGGUUGAAAAAUGGCUGACAUCCCCCAAUUUGAUCUGUGUGCAUAAAACAUCCUCCCACAGCUCUGAAGGGAGGGCAGCGCUCUCUUACCUGGGAUAAAUGCCAAGUCCCAGCAUCCUCAAGGACAUUGGUACCCCCCCAGAGGGGGCACAGGUGGGAGCUGGGCCUCCCUUGCCCAAACCUAUUCCAUGUGCUUGAACACCCCCUUUGCAUCUCAGGGGUAGUCCCUGCCUGCUUCUCUGGUCAAGGAUUCUCUGGCCAAACCUGGGGCGGGAUCAUGUUUUGGAGGGGCAGCUAUUUAUGGGGUGCUGCUCUUAGCCAGGGUGGGACAUGAAAUUUCCAGUAGGGGCCAGAGGGAUCACUGUGCCUUCAAGUCAAACCAAACGUCACAGCCAGCAAACGGGGUACCACCUUCUUGGAGGUGACUGCUCUCUGUGUCAGGUCUUGGAUAGCUUGCUCUAUUUUUUUAAUUAAAUGUUCCUUUUGGUUUUCACCGAA